Messenger RNA from Cladophialophora immunda, 1801 nucleotides. RefSeq lists its product as uncharacterized. The transcript has 2 exons. The record is from RefSeq and is a predicted model, not a curated record. NCBI's taxonomy places the organism in Eukaryota, Fungi, Ascomycota, Eurotiomycetes, Chaetothyriales, Herpotrichiellaceae. The coding region runs from base 307 to 1224 and encodes 305 amino acids. Gene Ontology annotation, biological process: endoplasmic reticulum tubular network organization; membrane organization. Gene Ontology annotation, cellular component: endoplasmic reticulum; membrane.
AGCGCCCACAAGGCAGCGGCUCCAAGCAGAAGCCACCUCUGCUACACAUCGAGUCUACAUCCUCGCCUACAUCCUCGCCAACUUCCUGCUCUCUCAAUCGACCCUCCUACCGUCCACAGCCGCCUUCUACCCCCCCGUGUCGCCCUCCCCUCCGAGUGCCUUUCUCUUUUCCAGCUGCUCCUCCUCCCAGUCCUUCCUCCCUGCAGCUCGGUCCCUCUGAGCGACACAUCACCUACGAGUCCUGCUUCCCGGUAGCUUGACCGCCCCUCUAUCAGCUGGAUUUUGAGUUUGCAAAGAUUGGACAAUAUGGCACCCCCACCUCCUGCUGAUGCCUCCUUGGGUGAGCGCCUGGCAAAGGUCGCUACAACACUUCAAUUCGCCUGGUUUUGCGGCCACUUUACCCUCCUUCUGUCGGUCAUCCGAUACAGCCUCUCCUACCUCACUUUCAACUACUACUCCAGAUGGGCGCAGGUCACAUAUCGCCUAGCUUUCAUCUCAGCGGUUGCCACCUACGGUAUUGUGGUUUUCAAGGCUUAUCGUGCUCGUGUGAAGCCUGGCGCCAAGAUCGGCUCGACGGUCUACCUCUUGCUCUCGGAUGAGAAUGUGCAAUAUCUGCGUGAGUUGGUCCUCGGGGACAAGCUGAUCAAUCACGAGUCUAAUGUGAUAUGCACAGUCAUAAGCUUGGUCUGGUUGUUCGCGAGGCAGGUGCCAUUGGCCCUACUCCCUUUCACAGUCUAUUCGGUCUUCCACGUUGCGACCUACACUCGCACGGUCAUUAUCCCCACCUUUCAGCCGCCCAAAGCCGCUCCAUCAAGCACGCCUACUUCACCAAGUGCCUCCAAGGCCUCUCAGUCUCCUCUCGCCAACUCCAUCGGCCGGUUUGUCAAAGAAUACUACGACGGCUCCAUGAUGUUGGUCGCAUUGCUUGAGAUUCUCCUCUGGUUCCGCCUGUUCUUGUCCGCCUUGACGUUCAGCAAGGGCUCUUGGAUUCUGUUGAGCAUCUACGCUGUAUUUUUGAGGGCAAGAUACUCUCAAAGCCAGUUUGUGCAGGGAGCUUUCCUUCAGAUGGGGGCCAGAAUCGACCAGCAAGUCCAGAAUCCCAACGUUCCUCCCGCGCUUCGACAAGCCUGGGAAACUGUCAAGGGACUCCUGCGCCAGACAGUCGAGGCUACCAACGUGCACAAGUACAUGGGAGGUCAGACGCCUCAAAAGAAGCCUCAAUAGCGCAGACGAAGAACUUUGCGAGACGCCAAGCCGAUUUAACUCAACUUCGAUAACCUAGGUGUUGGGGGCGGAGAGUCAGUGGUCAUUGUAUAUGCUCUGGGCAUUGCAGAGACAUCGAGAGUGUGGAUGGGACGGAACUCCUACAUCGGAAUCCCUGAAUUUGUCGUGACUUACUCCGAGGCCUCUGUCAAUUGGUAACUGGCUUCUGGAAAGGAAUGAUAGAAGGGAUUUGAAAGAUAAACCUCCGCCGCAAAGGGGGUCAGGAUGGGAUAGUAUGACGUGCAGGAGGUAUCAUGGUGGAGAGAUGUGUGGAGAGGGCGCGAAGAGGUGCAGUAGAGCCAGGAGACAAGUCAAAGACGACUUGACUCAAGGUAUUAUGUAGUAUCUGCCUUGGCUGGCACUGCUGCCCGGGUGGAGGAGUGGUUUUCCUUCCUUGUUCUUUGUUCUAUCCAGGGCUAUGGGUAAAAGGCAUGAUAUGUAGCUAGGCUAGAUCCAGACGGGUGUGAGGCGUUGGGUCCAUAUGAGCACCAAACGUUUGUCGCUUUGUCUCUUGGUUAUGGUUAUCCCUUUCCUCUUG